AUAACAAGCCGAGUGAGAGAUCUCUUGCAGGCGAACAACCUCGGUCAGAAAUUAUUUGGCGAGGCAGUGCUGGAGUUGUCGCAAGGAUCGGUGAGUGAGUUGCUUUCAAAACCAAAGCCCUGGCUCCUCUUGAGUCUGAAGGGCAGGGAACCCUUCAUAAAGAUGAACGCCUGGCUGAACGAUCCUCACGGAGUAGAGAAGUUGAAAAAUUUUCAAACCGUCAACAAUGCGGCCGGUGGG
Messenger RNA from Helobdella robusta, 240 nucleotides. RefSeq lists its product as hypothetical. The record is from RefSeq and is a predicted model, not a curated record. The annotation marks the transcript as partial. Lineage: Eukaryota; Metazoa; Annelida; Clitellata; Rhynchobdellida; Glossiphoniidae. Gene Ontology annotation, molecular function: DNA binding. The transcript has a single exon.